Triticum turgidum subsp. durum (durum wheat) is the source of this 531-nucleotide messenger RNA. Lineage: Eukaryota; Viridiplantae; Streptophyta; Magnoliopsida; Poales; Poaceae. The record is from the annotation of a GenBank genome assembly.
AUGGCGUCGUCGUUGCUGAAGCCACACUCCCACUGCUCCGCUCUGCCGUCCGGGAGAAGCAGCGGCCUAAAUGGCGGCAGCUGCCCCGCGACGGUGCACCUAGUGCAGAGGCCAGCCGGGAGGAGGGGCGACGCGCUGAAGGCGAGGGCGUUCCCGCUGGACGUGGUGCCGCUGAUGGUGACGAUGGUGGAGCACGUCGACAACCAGAGGGACUGGGUGGUCACCAAGUCCAUAUGGCAUCUCAGCGACACGGCCAUCAAGAGCUUCUACACGUUCUACGCCAUGUUCACGGUCUGGGGCGUCUGCUUCUUCGCGUCCAUGAAGGAUCCAUUCUACGACAGCGAGUAUUACAGGGGGCAAGGGGGUGAUGGCACCGUGCACUGGUACUACGACCGGCAAGAGGACAUCGAGGCGACGGCGAGGGGGGAUCUGCUGAGGGAGGAGCUGCUUGAGGAGAUCGAGCAGAGGGUCGGAGGGCUGAGGGAGCUCGAGGACGCGGGAAUGGAGGGGGAGCUUGAGGAAGCCAAGUAA